This is a messenger RNA of Cornus florida, 5257 nucleotides long. Its product is annotated as putative pentatricopeptide repeat-containing protein At3g47840. The coding region runs from base 557 to 2689 and encodes 710 amino acids. The record is from RefSeq and is a predicted model, not a curated record. Gene Ontology annotation, biological process: RNA modification. Gene Ontology annotation, molecular function: RNA binding; protein binding. The transcript is spliced from 4 exons. Lineage: Eukaryota; Viridiplantae; Streptophyta; Magnoliopsida; Cornales; Cornaceae.
CAUUUCAGCCUCCCCAAUCGCCUCCGUCUCUUUUCUCGUUCUCAACUCUGAACUUGCCCUCUCUCUCUCCCUCUGCAACUGCAAACUACAAAAUCUACGAGAAUCAGAAGUUCAAAACCCAGUUUAUAUAUCUGUCUGCAAGAAUCAAAAGUUCAAAACCUAUUACCUAUAACAAAACCCAUAUCAUUUCAGAUUGGUCAAAAAAUCAAAACCCAUAUCUUCAGUUUCCAUCGCCCACUGUUCCAGUUCGGGUUCGCCGUUCGCAAGCUUCAGCCGCUGGCCCGCUGUCUCUCAACUCUCAAGCUUGCCCCCUCUCUCUCUUCAACUGCUAAAUUUUGGGAAGCAAAUUUGGAGGGUGUAUUUAAACGAGCCCGAGCUUCAUGACACUCAACCGAGCCCGAGCCCGAGCCAGAGGCCGAGCACCUCUCCAAAGUCCGUUUGUUUGCAGCCCUAUUUCCAGCCUUCUUCAUUCCCUUGCUACUUUCUCUUUCCAAUUUUCCAAACUAAGUUGAGAACAGGUUUGUAAUUGUGGUAUGGCUGCUAAACUAACAUAAACAUGGUUGUAUCAAUCAGGCCUCAUAUGAGGCGGUUAUAUACAGUAUCAGCCAUUGCUUACAAUGAAUCCAGAGAGUCUUUGGCUUUAGGGAAAAGCAAAGACUUUUUAGCUCAAAAAACCAAUGAUGUUACUCGAGUAGAUAUGCUUGAAGUUAACUCUCAAUUGAAGGAAUUAGUCAAAACUGGUCAGCUGAAUGAUGCUCGCCAAAUGUUCGACAAAUUGCCUCACAGAGAUGAAAUCUCAUGGACCACCAUGAUAUCUGGGUAUGUGGGUGCCUCUGAUUCAUCAGAAGCAUUGGCUUUGUUCUCGAAAAUGUGGGUCGAUCAUACUCUCCAAAUGGACCCCUUCGUACUUAGUCUAGCGCUUAAAGCAUGUGGACUUGACUUCAAUGUGAAACACGGAGAAUUACUACAUGGGUACUCCGUAAAAUCUGGUUUGGUGAACUCUGUUUUUGUGGGGAGUUCCCUUUUGGAUAUGUAUUCGAAAACUGGCAAAAUUUGGGAAGGUUGUAGAGUCUUUAAUGAAAUGCCGGUCAGAAAUGUAGUUUCAUGGACUGCAAUCAUAACUGGGCUUGUUCGUGCCGGUUAUAAUAAUGAGGGGUUGAUGUAUUUUUCUGAAAUGGGAAGGGCAAGAGUGGGAUAUGAUUCGUACACAUUUGCUAUUGCACUGAAGGCGUGUGCCGACACAGGUGCUUUGAAUCAUGGGAGGGAAAUCCACACCCAAAUAAUGAAGAAAGGCUUUGAUAUGACCUCGUUUGUUUCAAAUUCUCUCGCUACUAUGUACAACAAGUGUGGGAAAAUUGAAUAUGGCUUUUGCUUAUUUGAAAACAUGAGGACGCGAGACGUGGUUUCAUGGACAACAAUAAUUACCACAUUAGUCCAAAUGGGUCAAGAGAAGCAUGCUGUUCAAGUAUUCUUGCGAAUGCGAGAAUCAGAAGUUAAUCCUAAUGAAUACACUUUUGCAGCUGUCAUAUCUGGUUGUGCCAGUCUUGGGAGAAUUGAAUGGGGUGAACAACUGCAUGCUCAUGUUUUACAUGUAGGCCUUGUGGGCUUUUUAUCAGUGGCAAAUUCCAUCAUGACCAUGUAUUCGAAAUGUGGGCAGUUGAAUUCAUCUUCAAUAGUGUUCUAUGGGAUGACCAAAAGAGACGUAGUUUCAUGGAGCACUAUAAUUGCUGCGUAUGCUCAAGGAGGUUAUGCUGAGGAAGCUUUCGAGUUCCUAUCAUGGAUGAGAAGGGAAGGACCAAAGCCAACUGAGUUUGCUCUCGCUAGUGUGUUGAGUGUCUGUGGAAAUAUGGCCAUUCUCGAGCAAGGGAAGCAACUCCAUGCUCAUGUCUUGUCCAUUGGAUUAGAACAUACAGCUAUGAUACAUAGUGCUUUGAUCAAUAUGUACUCAAAAUGUGGAAGUAUUGAAGAAGCUUCAAGGAUCUUUAAUGUGGCAGGAAAUGACGAUAUUGUGUCAUGGACAGCCAUGAUUAAUGGAUAUGCUGAACAUGGGUGCAGCAGAGAAGCUAUUGAUUUGUUUGAGAAAAUUCAUAGGGUCGGUUUAAGACCAGACCCUGUGACCUUCAUUGGAGUUCUUGGUGCCUGCAGCCACGCUGGACUUGUUGACCUUGGAUUUCACUAUUUCAAUUCUAUGAGGACAAAGUAUAAGAUCAAUCCUUCAAAAGAACAUUAUGGCUGUAUGAUUGAUCUUCUCUGUAGAGCUGGAAGAUUAAGUGACGCUGAGCACAUGAUCAGAAGUAUGCCAUUUGAACGGGACGAUGUUGUCUGGUCAACCCUGCUAAGAGCAUGUAGGUUACGUGGUGAUGUAGAGUGUGGUAGACGCACUGCAGAGAGGAUUCUUGAAUUGGAUCCAAAUUCUGCGGGAACCCAUAUUACCUUAGCUAACAUCUAUUCUGCCAAAGGGAAAUGGCGAGAAGCAGCAGAUAUAAGGAAGUUAAUGAAGUCAAAGGGUGUGAUCAAGGAGCCCGGAUGGUCUUGGAUUAAGGUCAAGGACCGUGUUACUGCAUUUGUUGCUGGUGAUAGAUCCCUCCCUGAAGGCGAUAAUGUAUACAGCAUUUUGGAUUUACUAGCUUCAAGAACAGAAUUUGCUGUCCAAGAAAUGGGUUCUCUUCCAUAUGACAUUGAAGAUUAGAAAAAGCUUGAACUAUGCUUCCUUAUCUUCAGAUUCAAGUUUUGCCUCUAAUGUUGUAAUUUUUUCAUUUCAUUUGAGAGCUACAGAUCACAAACAAGAAACAAAUUGAUUUUUGGGUCAACAAUAUGUAAUAUUAUCAAUGAGCGCGAAACCAAUUUACAGAUGAACCACGAAGCUGAUUAUACAAGGCGAUUUUGCCAAUGAUUGAUUAGUUCCAUUGUAAGAAUGUUAUGUUUAUAAUCUCUAAUUUAUAGGUCCCAAAUACUGUUCUCGUCAUAACAGAAAUCCAUGGUCACUCAUCUCUGGUGGCAUAAGGUGGGUACUUAAGUUGUAUCCUAAUUCGACAUUGUAUAUCUUGUAUUGCUAUGAGAAAUUCACCAAUGUUGAUGAGGUCAUACCAGUGAGUGCUAAAUAUGGUCAUGGAGUGGAUGAUGUCAAGGACUGGAUACUAUCAAAACUUCCAGUUGGGCCAGUUUAUUAUCCGAAGCGGUUUCUCUAUCAGAUUCUCUGUGGUGUUGCUUAUUGUCAUUCUCUUAAAAUACUCAUCGGGAUUUGAAACCUAAGAAUUUGCUGAUAGAUAUCGACAGCAAGGUCAUGAAGAUUGCUGACUUUGGAUUGGAAAGGGCAUUUGGUGUUUCUCUUAGGACCUACACUGGCAAUGUAUGUCGCUGAUCAUUUCUAUUAUCCUGGUAUUUUUCCUUUUGUAUACUUGAUUGUUUUGGUAACAAAUUUUCACUUGCCACGGGGAUAUGCAGGCUUGAAAAUUGGGCAAUUUGAAUACUGUCAAUUUAGGACACAUUUAGAUAUGCCUUUCUUUUUAAUGUGGGAUGGGGAACUGAUAGCAAUUUCUAGAUUGCUCCUUAGAGGGCAUUUGGACAUUAUGCGUCGUAAUAAGAAAUCAUGUUUAUGAAAUUUGUUAUGUUCUAUUUUCCUUAAUGCUGGCUUGGUAUUUUUGAGUGAUGUUGAGAUUUUUCCUUCAUGGGCAUCUAGAUGUUACCUGCAUACCAAAAAGUGUUUUUUCUUAUACUGAUUUUAGCAAGAAAAGCUGUAAAUUUUACUGAAAAAUUAUUAUUCUUCCUGAAUGUUGCCCUGGAAGUUGAGAUCAAGCUGAAUGGGUUGGCGGAGUGGAGUAAUUCCACUUCCUCUUAGAAAACAAAUGUGUUUAUGAUCCUUGUAAAACAUUCAUACUUUACUAUUGUAUAACUAGUUGAAUAAAAAAUGGUUAUUCUCCUGAGUCCUGACUGUGGGUGCAGUCACUCAGAGAAAUUUGGGAAGUUCUCCUCUAGGUGUCCUAAGUUUUCUAAAUCCAUGGUAGUUGGAAAAGUGUCAUUCUAAUUGUAAUUUCCUGUAAUUAGUGUCAUUCUUUCUCAAUGUUGUUUGGAUGAUAAGAGUAAACUGAGCGAACACACUCUAGCGGUUGUGAUUAGGGCAGGAUUAUCUUUUUAUACAAAACUUAUCAAUACAUCUUUUAGAAUACCAUGAUUUGAUCACUUUUGUAUUCUUUUACAAGGGAACUUUCAAGCAUCAGUCAACUUGUUUAUCACAUUGUCUAUGAUUUUCGUACUUUUGAAGUGCACUCCAGGUAGCAACUCUAGGAUACAAGGCACCCGAAGUCCUGCUUGGCUCCAAUUACUCCACUCCCGUUGAUGUAUGGUCUGUGGGGUGUAUAUUUGCUGAGAUGGUGACCCUUCGACCUCUUUUCUGUGCAACUAGUGAGAGCACUGUAUUCAUGGACAAAUUCGGGUGCUAAUAUAGCUCACACAAACCGAAUUUAUGUGCAUUUUCCAUCUCAAGUUAAUAAGUCAUAUUUACAUCUGCAUUCCUGUAUGAAGCUUAUUGGUGUGCCAAAUGAUGAAGCAACCUGGCCUGGAGUGACUUCAUUACGUCGCUACAUUGCUAACGGUAAUAGGGAUUUUGAGCUUGUUUUGUCUCUUGAUCUUCCUGUCACCUUGUUUCUCUUCUACCAACAGUUCCCCCAUGUCACACGAAACCUUGGAGAUGAGGUCGCUGGACUUGAACCUGCUGGAUUGGAUCUGCUUUCUAAAAUGCUCUGCUUGGAUCCCCGUAGAAGGAUUACUGCCUCUGAUGCACUUAAGCAUUCAUACUUGAGAAAUUUCUCAGUUCGUCCUUGAUUGCCCAUUCUUCAUCUACCUUUUUCACUUGAUUCUUCUUUUCCACUCUAACUACAAAAAAUAUGUACAUCAUUUGUAUGAGUACUAUUGCACUUAUUAGAAACUAUUAAUGUAACAAGGUUUUGAAUGUUGCUACAACUUGCCACUUUUUAACCCAAAAGCCAGGUGGGAAGGCAAAAAGAAAUUGUAGAAAAUUUUUAGUUUACGAUCAAUAUUUGUGAUGUGAAAUUAUAUGAGCGAUACGAUCAAUGAGAGUUAGACUUUUUUAUUUUCCUUUCUGACUGAGGGUAUGCCUUCUGUGCAUCUGUAUUUAAUCGUUUUAUUCUUUUGCUAUACAACAAUACCAAUUAUGAAUUUUUUUUUUUUACAUAUGUACAUAAAUAUGUGUGAUGUGAAAUUGGUUUACAUUUAUCUUCUAUUUAUUUUCUGAUCAUAA